This is a messenger RNA of Ectocarpus siliculosus, 2654 nucleotides long. The record is from the annotation of a GenBank genome assembly. NCBI's taxonomy places the organism in Eukaryota, Phaeophyceae, Ectocarpales, Ectocarpaceae.
CACCCUCUCCCUGGCUGCUGCAGAGAGGACUAACUCCCAACUGCGCGGGGCAGCAACGCUUGCACAAGCAGGAGGGGGAGAGAGAGGCGGAGAGAGAAGGAGAGAGAGAGAGUCAAGAUGGGCUCCUCGAGAAAGACAGCGAUACUGGCGGUAGCGACUGCAGCGACCGCGCUAUCUGGACUUCUCGCCGGCAGACCUUACGCCAUCGGUGUCGCAGCGGCCGCGGCGGAGGAUGGCAGCUGCUCCGCCACAGGCGGAGAGGGCUCGUGUGCAGCCCCGAUCGCGACGGAAGAGACUACUGCAGGCGGGGGGCUGUUGGACGGUUUCUCAUCCAUGUUCUCGAGCUUGAUCGGUCUGUUCGAAUCCCCUAAUGCGGAGACCUGUCUUCCCCAAGACCCGAAGGCAGACACGGCAGGUCGCAAGAAUCAGCUUGAGGCGGCACGGAAAGACUUUGUCUUCAGGGAAAGGCGCACUCCGAUCGACAUGCCCUUCCUGGAAGGCUUCCCCCCCGACGACCAACGCCCGAGUGUUUCAUGGGUCACUAAGCUGGCGGGCGCUAUCAUCCGAGCCAACCUUGGGGCUACCAGGGGAACGAUUGGUAUCGGGGAGAUCAUUGAGGCCGUUUCAGAUCCCUCGAGGGCGAAGAACUUCGUGAAGAGGCUUCGGGAGCUCAUCGGCGAGGCGAAAGUUAACGAACGACCGGUCAACAUCAACGACUACGAAGACCUCCACGCCUUCCCCAUCAAGACACCUGAUGCCAUGUACGACUUCGAUGAGGACGACGCCUUCACCCGGCAGCGCCUCCAGGGCCCGAACUGUGUGGUGCUUGAGAAGUGCUCCACAACCACCCGUCAGAAGCUCAAGGUUCUCGACUCCGACCCAUCUUAUAAGAACCUCAAGGACAAGGUGGACUCUCUCAUGAAGGACGGAAAGCUGUUCGUUGUAGAUCAUCACCUCAUCAAGGACGUGGAAACUUCUCCCCUGGAAGGUAUCCCUCGGUACGUGGCACCUAGUGUGGCGCUUUUCGAGGCUGUGGAUGACGAGCUGCUUCCGCUCAAACCCUUGGGGAUACAGCUGAGCCAGGGCGAGACGGCAGCACCAAUCUUCACUCCUGACGACGGGUACAACUGGAAAAUCGCCAAAGCGUGCUUCGAAGCGGCUGACUUCGUCAUUCACCAGGUGGUGUCCCACCUGGGUAACACGCACAUUGUGUUGGAGGCCCCCAUGGUCAGCAUGUAUCGUCAGCUUCCCAAGGAACACCCCAUCCAUGCCCUCUUUGCUCCACACGUGGAAGGAACGGCCCUCAUCAACUGGGGGGCGGACGAGCUCCUGAUGGAAGUAGAUGGAGGCGUGGACAGGCUGCUGGCCCCCAAGAUCGAAUAUGCCUGGGCGUUAACUCGGAGCCAGACCCUGGAACGCAUCUCCAAGGAUUUCUCGCCGGAGGUCGAUUUCGCUGCUCGCGGUGUGACCAAGACGGAUUUCCCUGGAAGAUACCAGUACCGCGAUGUCGGGCUCAAGUACUGGGAGGCCAUACACACCUGGGUGAAGGAUUACCUCGACGUGUACUACAGCUCCGACGUCGACAUCAGCGAUGACUACGAGUUGCAGGCGUUCGUGAAGGAGCUUGUUACCGUGGGAGAGCUGAAAUGGCUUGCGGAAUUGGAAAAUUCCGCGGACAAGAAAGUCUUCCUCGCUAAGGUAUUGGCGAGUCUGAUCUACUCUGCAAGCGUCCUGCACGCCGCGGUCAACUUCCCUCAGCAGCCCAUCAUGUCGUUCGUGCCCGGCAACCCCCCUUCGAUCUACGUGCCACCCCCCACUGACAAGACGAAGAGGAGCUUCGAAGAGUACCUGGCCUAUCUCCCACCCCUCGAGAUUGCAGCGGAACAGGUCGUGACCGGCAACAUUCUCGGCACUGUCUUCCACACCAAGCUGGGCGACUACGACGCGAGCCAGUUCAGCGACAAACGUGUCCAGGCCCCCCUCGCUAAGUUCCAGCAGGCCAUCGAGGACAUCGAAACCGACAUGGUUGACGAGAACGCCUUCGUUGUGUCUUCCUGGCGCAAGAGAGGCAAGGGCAAGAAAGCCGCCGCCAACUUCGGGUACACGACACUGCUUCCCGACAAGGUCCCGCAGUCCAUCAACAUAUAGUAUUGUGUACGCUUCAGCGGUAUGUAGAUGUAAAGGUUACGUGUGGUUGCCAUUGAUGUGAGUUGCUUGUUCAAGGGUUGACAAUGUCUACGUGUAGAUCGCACCGCGUCGUUGUCAAUAAUAGGCGCGAAACAUGUCCGUGUACACAGGUUCGUAUUUUUUUGAGAAUAUCACGUGGGGUUCCUCGGUCGCGUUUGCGUCGGGUGUCUCGGUUGAAUCAAAGAGACACACCCGACUUGCUGGAGUGGAUGGUGAGGAAGUAUUGAUUGAAAUCCUGUUGGUUUUCAUGAGUGUGUGGGUAGGUUUUUAGGACACGGGAGAAGUUGAAGUUUCACAGCAAACAAUUGUCAGCAAGAGAGCAGCUCUGUGCAACGUGUUCGUUCUGGCGUUCUUAACGGUGUGCCGUGGUUUCGUUUGGUCUUGCACCCUGGGGUACGUGAGGCGACAUUCUUUUCGUGUACAGCAUGGCAGUGAGAGCGUGGUAUAAAAUGACACGGGCGACCUUC